Molecule: messenger RNA, 917 nt
Organism: Galdieria sulphuraria
Lineage: Eukaryota; Rhodophyta; Bangiophyceae; Galdieriales; Galdieriaceae
Product: transcription initiation factor TFIID TATA-box-binding protein
Exons: 1
Coding region: 137-757 (206 amino acids)
Biological process (GO): DNA-templated transcription initiation
Molecular function (GO): DNA binding; RNA polymerase II general transcription initiation factor activity
Source: RefSeq, a predicted model, not a curated record
AAACUAUUUGAAGAGGUCUUUGGAUUUAUCCGUUCUCCUCCUUUUGUAGGCCGUUGUGGAGUAGAUUGUCUCUUGCAGCUCCUUGUGGAUAUUUCGACAACUUCUUCUUGUUUAGUCAACAAAAAGGGUUUCAUCCAUGCAACGUGUCGUAAAAGGGAGCAAGUCCCCUUCGGAGGGUUUGACCAAGAGUAUUUACAGUGAAGUGACCAUAAAGGCCGCUGAAAUUGUAAACUUGGUAUGCACCGUAAACUUGGGAGUCCGCAACUUGGACUUGAAAACCAUUGCCAUUAAAGCGAGAAACGCGGAGUAUAACCCUAAGCGUUUUCAAGCAGUCAUUAUGCGUGUAAGGGAACCCAAAACAACUGCCCUCAUUUUCAGUUCUGGUAAAAUUGUGGUAACGGGAGCGAAAAGCGAAGAAGAGUCUAAGCGGGCUGCCAAAAAGUUUGUGGUAAUUGUCCGAAAGUGUGGAUAUGAAGAGGCAAAAUUUUCUGAGUUCAAAGUUCAAAAUGUAGUUGGCACAAGUGCAGUGGACUUUCCUAUACGUUUGGAAGCACUUGCCCAAGCACAUACGCAGUUUUGUACAUAUGAACCAGAAUUAUUUCCAGGUUUGGUCUAUCGUAUGAUGGAACCUAAGAUUGUACUAUUAAUAUUCGUUUCUGGAAAGUUGGUACUAACUGGUGGGAAAACAAGAAAACAAAUAGAUGAAGCUUUAGAAAAGAUCAAAAACGUCCUUGUUACUUUUAAGAAAACAAGGUAAAGGGUUAAACGUGAAUAUUUUAUCGCAAAUUUUUCUCUUCUAGUUACUCUGCGGCUUGUGAAACACUCUUUUAGAUAAAGUGCGCGAAUUUUUUUUAAAAUGUGUUUUGUAGCUUUUUUCUCUCUCCUUUUUGGCGCCUAAUAAAAGAAUGCACGCAACG